Mollisia scopiformis is the source of this 794-nucleotide messenger RNA. RefSeq lists its product as uncharacterized. The transcript is spliced from 3 exons. The record is from RefSeq and is a predicted model, not a curated record. The coding region runs from base 218 to 553 and encodes 111 amino acids. Lineage: Eukaryota; Fungi; Ascomycota; Leotiomycetes; Helotiales; Mollisiaceae.
AUUGAGCAUAAAUACUCUGGUCCUCGCCCUUCUUUCACAGUUCUACUCAGCAUCAGCAACGAACAUCCUCAUCCAUUCAUCACUUCAAUCUUCCUUGCCUCUCAAACAUCAAUCACUUCUAUCAAACAUACCUUGAAGACUUUCUUCACAUCACACCUUCCAAACAACAAGGACAAACUCCCAAUCAACGAUCAACAUUUGACAGCCAACCAACACCAUGUGCUACUACGAGCAAUACUCCAUGCCCUGCGGCGACUGGAAAUGGGGUAACUUUCGAGCUCAUUGCUCCAAGGAAUACCGCACUGGUGAGACCUGUGGUAUGAAACUUGUUUGGGAGAGCAUUGGAUUGCCAGACAACUGCAAGUAUUGUAUCAAGAUCGAAACAAAGCGGGGAAAGAUUCGCAAGGAGAAGGAGAGAAUCAAGAGGUGGAGACAAGAGGGUAACCGCCGUGCUUCAAUCUCUCAGUCAGAGGAAGCAAUUGAGAACAUGGAGCGGGAGAUUUGGGAUCUCAAUGAGCAGCGUGCCUCUGUGAGACACCAGCGGAACAUGUAAUAGCCGACUGGGCUACACGCAACGUCCCAACUCGUCGACGAGCAUAAGUGCAACGGUGGAAAGGCCUUUGAUUGAGUUUCAUCCUAUUGUAGUUGCCUCCUGUUCUUUCCUUGGUUCCGGGGUUAUCGGCGAUCUAUGGGCAAAUUGGCGAUGCUUCUUAUCCUUGCAGUGGUGGGGUGGACGGGCGAUGAUCCAGUGUAUUUCCCUUGGUAGUGAUAGUAUGCAACGAUGACACGGCCGG